AUGGACUGUACCUGUGUGUCCGACCUGCUCCUCACGGCCCCGGUGCCAGCGCUCUGGACCCCAGGGUUCGCGUUCCCAGAGUGGGCGUACAAGGCGGAGUCGAGCCCCGGCUCGCGGCAGAUUCAGCUCUGGCACUUCAUCCUGGAGCUGCUGCGGCAGGAGCAGUACCGCGAGGUCAUCGCCUGGCAGGGCGACUACGGCGAGUUCGUCAUCAAGGACCCCGACGAGGUGGCCCGGCUGUGGGGGGUGCGCAAGUGCAAGCCCCACAUGAACUACGACAAGCUCAGCCGCGCCCUCAGGUAUUACUACAACAAGCGGAUCCUGCACAAGACCAAGGGCAAGCGCUUCACCUACAAGUUCAACUUCAGCAAGGUGGUGCUGGUGAAUUACCCGCUCCUGGAAUUAGGGGGGGGGGCUCCGCUCCUGCUGACCCCCGGGCCCUGCCCCGCCGCCACUCCCGGUCCCGAGUGCUCCCCCAUCACCCCCGAGACGCUGCAGUCGCUGUUCUGCGCCCCCCGCCCCGCCGAUCCCCAGGGCCGCCCCUCCCUCUUCGAGAGAUCCGCCGAGGCCGAGAAGCUGCGGCUGGAGGCGGCCAUGCCCUUCCUGGGCUCCGGUGAGGGGGGGCUGCGCGACCCCCGAAACGGGGGGGAGACACUGGGAAUGGGAUCCUGA
Malurus melanocephalus (red-backed fairy wren) is the source of this 672-nucleotide messenger RNA. RefSeq names its product ETS repressor factor like (gene ERFL). The transcript has 4 exons. Gene Ontology annotation, cellular component: nucleus. NCBI's taxonomy places the organism in Eukaryota, Metazoa, Chordata, Aves, Passeriformes, Maluridae. The record is from RefSeq and is a predicted model, not a curated record. The coding region runs from base 1 to 672 and encodes 223 amino acids. Gene Ontology annotation, molecular function: DNA-binding transcription factor activity, RNA polymerase II-specific; sequence-specific DNA binding. Gene Ontology annotation, biological process: regulation of transcription by RNA polymerase II; cell differentiation.